This is a messenger RNA of Exophiala mesophila, 1073 nucleotides long. RefSeq lists its product as uncharacterized. Bases 112 to 837 code for a protein of 241 amino acids. The record is from RefSeq and is a predicted model, not a curated record. Gene Ontology annotation, biological process: protein deubiquitination; ubiquitin-dependent protein catabolic process. Lineage: Eukaryota; Fungi; Ascomycota; Eurotiomycetes; Chaetothyriales; Herpotrichiellaceae. Gene Ontology annotation, cellular component: cytoplasm. Gene Ontology annotation, molecular function: cysteine-type deubiquitinase activity. The transcript is spliced from 2 exons.
GGAGAUUCAAUUGCUUUGAGAUCAUCAGAAACUUGGUCAAGAGUCUCAUCCACUCGAAUCCAACAGCAAGAAUUCACCAAGUCAAGAACGAUCUACGAGCGUUGAAUCAAGAUGGCUAGAAAAGAAUACAUCCCGCUUGAGAAUCACCCUGAAGUGAUGACCAAGCUAGCUCAUGAGUUGGGUCUCUCAUCAGCCCUUGCUUUUCACGACAUCUACAGCCUGACCGAUCCAGAUCUCAUUGCCCUCGUACCACGACCAGCACAUGCCCUGCUCUUUACUUUCCCUGAGACCGAUACCUCCAUUCCCCACCGAGCACAUCAAAAGGCAACCGAUGCAGUCUACGAAGGUUCCGGUCCGGAUGAGCCCGUGCUUUGGUAUCCUCAGUAUGUUCAUAACGCCUGUGGGCUCAUGGGGCUCCUCCACUGCACUGUCAAUGACCCUGCGGCCGACUUCAUCGAAAAGGCAAGUACCCUGGACCAGUUCCGCCAGGCAACCAUUUCCUUGAAACCCAAAGAUCGUGGCGAGUUCAUUCAUGAUUCGGAGGUGCUGGAGAAGGCCCAUGCUGCAGCUUCGCAGGCUGGAGAUACUGUUGCUCCAGAACUGGGUGGAGACCCUGGUAACGCCUUCAUUGCGUAUGUCAAGGGCAAGGACGGACAUCUCUAUGAAUUGGAUGGAGGGAGGGGUGGACCAGUCGAUUUGGGUGUACUCCAAGAGGAAGAAGAUGUCUUGAGCAAGAAUGCUCUCGACCUGGGACCGUUGCAAUAUGUCAAGCGUGAAGGGUCUGGCGGUGGUACUGUGGCAUUCAGCUGCACCGUGCUGGCACCAAGUUUUGUCUGAGAUGGCAGAAGCUCUAGUCACUUGCUGUCCUGUCGCUUGACCGCGAGCUUGGGAGACUCAGCCACUUUUGAGCAAGAACUCUGGGCUUUUGAGAUCGACCCAACCCAAGUUGGGCUCACUUUGUUUCCACCCCAGCCGAUCCUGUACCAGAGGUGAAUAGGUGCGGACUUCUUCGACGGGGUAUGACAAGAAUGAAAUUUCUUCCUGACGGGAGACUCCGGUGCAUGAGAACAUGG